Zonotrichia leucophrys gambelii is the source of this 588-nucleotide messenger RNA. RefSeq names its product olfactory receptor 14J1-like. The record is from RefSeq and is a predicted model, not a curated record. Gene Ontology annotation, biological process: G protein-coupled receptor signaling pathway. The transcript has a single exon. Gene Ontology annotation, molecular function: olfactory receptor activity; odorant binding. The coding region runs from base 1 to 588 and encodes 195 amino acids. Gene Ontology annotation, cellular component: membrane. NCBI's taxonomy places the organism in Eukaryota, Metazoa, Chordata, Aves, Passeriformes, Passerellidae.
AUGUGCUACGACCGCUACGUGUCCAUCUGCAAACCCCUGCACUACGGGACCCUCCUGGGCAGCAGAGCUUGUGCCCACAUGGCAGCAGCUGCCUGGGUCAGUGGCUUUUUCACUGCUCUUCUGCUCACAGCUAAUACAUUUUCCCUGCCCCUGUGCCAUGGCAAUGCCCUGCGCCAGUUCUUCUGUGAAAUCCCACAGAUCCUCAAGCUCUCCUGCUCCAAAUCCUUCCUCAGGGAAUAUGGGCUCAUUGUUAUUAGUGCCUGCUUAUCAUUUGGCAGUUUUGUGUUCAUUGUUUUCUCCUAUGUGCAGAUCUUCAGGGCUGUGCUGAGGAUCCCCUCUGAGCAGGGACGGCACAAAGCCUUUUCCACCUGCCUCCCUCACCUCGCCAUGGUCACCGUGUUCAUCAGCACUGGUACUUCUUUGUACUUGAAGUCUCCCUCCAUGUCCUCCCCAUCCCUGGAUCUGGCCCUGUCAGUUCUGUACUCGGUGGUGCCUCCAGCCCUGAACCCGCUCAUCUACAGCCUGAGGAACCGGGAGCUCAAGGCUGCAGUGUGGAGACUGAUGACUGGUUGGUAUCAGAAACAUUAA